Hyaloperonospora brassicae is the source of this 1257-nucleotide messenger RNA. The record is from the annotation of a GenBank genome assembly. NCBI's taxonomy places the organism in Eukaryota, Oomycota, Peronosporomycetes, Peronosporales, Peronosporaceae.
AUGAUUCCCUCCCGCACGCUCGGCGCCGCUUCCUCGGCGCCUCUCUGUCGCGCGCUCGCGACCGCCACGCGCAACAGUUUCGUCGACCGCCUGCGCGACGACCUCUCGGCCAUCGAAGCCGCCGGUCUGUACAAACACGAGCGCGUGAUCGCCUCGGCGCAAGGCGCAGCGAUCGCCGUCAAUGGCCACAACGUGCUCAACUUUUGCGCCAACAACUACUUGGGCCUGAGCAACCACCCGGCUGUGGUCCAAGCAGCGGCCGACACGCUCACGUCGCGGGGCUUUGGCCUCAGCUCGGUGCGCUUCAUCUGCGGCACGCAGGACAUCCACAAGGAGCUCGAGGCCGCUAUCUCGGCGUUCCACGGCACAGAAGCCACGAUCCUCUACCCCUCGUGCUUUGACGCGAACGCCGGACUCUUUGAGACGCUCUUGAACAAGGACGACGCCGUGCUCACGGACGAGCUCAACCACGCGAGCAUCAUUGACGGCAUUCGGCUCUGCAAGGCCGAGCGCCACCGGUUCAAGCACCGCGACAUGACGGACCUCGAAGCAAAGCUCCAGGCCACGCAGCACUGCCGCACGCGCUUCAUUGCGACGGACGGUGUCUUUAGUAUGGACGGCAGCGUCGCGCCCUUGCAGGAGAUCGUCGCGCUCGCCGACAAGUACAACGCCCAAGUGUUUAUCGACGAGUGCCACGCCACGGGCUUUCUUGGCGCGACGGGACGCGGCAGCGACGAGUACUGCGGCGUGCACGGCCGCAUUGACGUGAUCAACUCGACAUUGGGCAAAGCGCUGGGCGGCAGCACGGGCGGCUACACGACGGGCCGCAAAGAGGUCGUCGACAUGCUGCGGCAGCGCUCGCGGCCGUAUCUGUUCUCGAACUCGCUCGGGCCGUCCGUCGUGGGCGCCUCGCUCAAGGUCUUUGAGAUGCUCACCGAGUCGUCGGCGCUCGUGGACAAGAUCCGCGUCAACACGCACCACUUUCGCGACCGCAUGACGGCGGCCGGCUUCUCGCUCAAGGGAUCGCGUGAUCACCCGAUUGCGCCUGUGAUGCUCGGGGAUGCGCGUCUGGCGUCGGAACUGGCGGACGAGAUGCUCAAGCGUGGCAUUUACGUCAUUGGCUUUAGCUAUCCCGUCGUGCCGAAAGACCAGGCUCGGAUCCGCGUGCAGCUCUCGGCUGCGCACAGUAUCGAGGACGUCGACAAGGCCGUGGACGCUUUCAUCGAGUGCGGCAAAGCACGUGGCAUUAUCAACUAA